CAUUGUGGUCAUUUAGAGUCUCCUUCAAAAUUCACACCUUCACUUUCUUCAGCUUUCUCCUCUGGAGUACACAGAGGCAGCAAGCAGAAAGGAGUCUCCCAUUUCCAGCUCACUUCCAGAGCAAAAAGAGUCAAAAAAAUACACACAAAAGCUUUUUCAUUUGAGGGAUUUGAUUUUUUUUUCUUUGUUAAAUACAAGACAACAUCUUUCUCUUCUCAUUUACUUUCUUUGAAGCAAAGCAAGAGCAGAAGUGAUGGCUGGGUACAGAGCUGAAGAUGAUUACGAUUACCUCUUUAAGGUGGUGCUUAUAGGUGACUCUGGUGUGGGCAAGUCCAAUCUGCUGUCCAGGUUCACUCGGAAUGAAUUCAGCUUGGAAUCUAAGUCCACUAUAGGAGUUGAGUUUGCUACUCGUAGCUUGAACGUCGAUGGCAAGGUCAUCAAGGCCCAGAUUUGGGACACUGCUGGCCAAGAGAGGUACCGUGCCAUAACUAGCGCUUACUACCGAGGAGCAGUGGGUGCACUACUUGUGUAUGAUGUCACACGACACUCAACAUUUGAAAAUGUUGAAAGGUGGCUAAGGGAAUUGAGGGACCAUACAGACCCAAACAUUGUGGUGAUGCUCAUUGGUAAUAAAUCAGACCUUCGCCACCUUGUUGCUGUCUCAACUGAGGAUGGAAAGUCCUUUGCAGAGAGAGAGUCACUCUACUUCAUGGAAACUUCUGCUCUGGAAGCUACUAAUGUGGAAAAUGCAUUUGCUGAAGUACUUACUCAGAUCUACCGAAUUGUAAGCAAGAAGGCUAUGGAGACAGGGGAUGAAGGUGCUGCAUCAGCUGUUCCGUCGAAAGGAGAGAAAAUCGACGUUAGUAAAGAUGUUUCUGCUCUGAAGAGAGUUGGGUGCUGCUCAAGCUAGGAGUUGAGUCUGAAUUCAAUUGUCACGGAGGAUGGAGCUGGUUUGUUUUUGCUGCAUCUGUGUUAAUGUACACCAUUAUUCUGUAAAAUUUUCUCAAAGAUGCCAACAGUAGGAAAGCUAUGGAUUGAUUUUUAUUUUCCUUUUUUGGAGCUAAACUGUGACUGUUGUUUCUAGCUGACAAGACAGCUUAACUAGGAGCAAGUUAUUACGCUAUUGCUUUCAAAAUGGUUCCCAGUCAAGUCCGAAGCUGCAUUAAUCUAUCUAUUUAGUUGUAUUCA
Molecule: messenger RNA, 1188 nt
Organism: Hevea brasiliensis (rubber tree)
Lineage: Eukaryota; Viridiplantae; Streptophyta; Magnoliopsida; Malpighiales; Euphorbiaceae
Product: ras-related protein RABA1d
Exons: 2
Coding region: 254-910 (218 amino acids)
Cellular component (GO): endosome
Molecular function (GO): GTPase activity; GTP binding
Source: RefSeq, a predicted model, not a curated record